Molecule: messenger RNA, 1684 nt
Organism: Loa loa (African eye worm)
Lineage: Eukaryota; Metazoa; Nematoda; Chromadorea; Rhabditida; Onchocercidae
Product: disulfide-isomerase A4
Exons: 9
Coding region: 56-1387 (443 amino acids)
Biological process (GO): peptidyl-cysteine oxidation
Cellular component (GO): endoplasmic reticulum
Molecular function (GO): protein disulfide isomerase activity
Source: RefSeq, a predicted model, not a curated record
UUCAGGUCCGCUGCAGGAAUUUUCAAUAUUAAUAAUUCAUUUGAAUUUUAUGUGAAUGUGGUUGUUGGAUUGUUGCGGCAAUGGACUCCUAAUAUUUGUCACACUGCAAAUCACAAAUAUUGUUCAAGCAACAAAUAUACCGUCACAAGUAAUUGAACUGAACGAUAAAUUCCUUCAAGUCAAGGACGAUGGCCUUUGGUUUGUUAACUUUUAUGCUCCGUGGUGUGCUCACUGCAAGCGUUUGGCUCCAGUUUGGGAGCACGUUGGCCAUGCAUUAGCCGAUCGUCAAUCCCUUGUUCGGGUUGCUAAAUUGGAUUGCACUCGUUACACGAAUACUGCAUCGGCUUUGAAUAUUCGAGGAUAUCCGACGAUUAUUUUUUUUCGGAAUGGGAAAGAAAUAGCUUAUGAAGGCGAACGAAAAAAGGAAACAAUCAUUGACUUUGCAGAAAAAGCAGCUGGUCCCAUGAUGGGUAUCAUUGACAAUGUUCAGCAGUUAUCGCAGAUGCGAAAAAAUCUGAAAGAACCAUUUUUUGUGUAUGUGAGAGGAAACCAGGAUGCACAGUUUGUUGAAUUAUUUAAUAACUACAGCAGUAUUGCCGAAAUGUUAUUUUCGUCGACACGAUUUUAUCGGGCGAAGAGAGAUGUGUUUCCAAAAGCCGUUUCAAUCCCUGAAAUUCCAUCAGUUCUCGUUUUCAAAGAUGGCGAAUAUUUAACCUAUAAGAGAAAAAGAGGGACUUUAAGUGACUGGAUUCGCAGCGAACGUUGGUCUUUAAUACCGCUUGUUGCUUCAACAAAUGUUAAGGAAGUUGGAAGGAUGCGGAUGCUAGUUUUGGCCAUCGUAAAUAUGGUUGAGAGGAGGAAUGGUACAACGCAAGUAGGGAAAUUUUUUUCGAUGGUCACUAACGCAGCCCAAAUGGUACGUAAAGAUUCCUAUCUUUCAAAUAUUUUCCAGUUUGGUUGGUCUGAUGGUAAUGAAAUAGCAAAUAAUGUCGUUUUGGGUAAUGUAAAUCCACCAGGUUUACUGGUUUUCAACGUUACGAGUUAUGAAUAUUAUUCAAGCAGUGAUGCUGUGAGUGUUAUGACUGAAAAAAGUAUUAUUUCAUUCUUGGAACGGAUAGCAGCAGGUGAUGUGCCACCUCUUGGAGGACGUUCGUUAUCGCAGCGAAUUAAACGCUUAUGUUUUGAGCUUUUCACAAACGUAGCAGAAAUGUUCAGAGCGCAACCUCUGCUAACAUUGUGUUUAUUUGGAGUGCCAUUAUCAUUUCUUUCAUUAAUAACUUAUUGCAUUUGCUCAACGGAUUUCUCAGUGGAUCAUGAUGAAAUUUAUCCGGAUGAAGAUGAUGAUAGCUUUAUAUCAGAUGACGAGAAUCACCAAAAGGAAGAAUAAAAACUGGAAGUUUGUGGAAUCCUGCAUUAUGAUGAGAGACAUUUUCCGUAAUAAAAUUUGUGGAGAUGAUCAAACGAAGCGUCCUCUGAAGCGAAUCAGAAUUUCAGAAGCUUCAAACAUACGUCUGAUUUAUUCCAUUUGUGCUUGGAUUUUGUUCUGGUUCGGAUUUUGAAAGUGUCUAAAGUUAUCCAUACCUUUUUGAAAAUAACUGUCCUGUAUUUCCUUUAUUAUGCGUAAAGCUUGGUUCAUGUAUCACGUGAUGAAAAGAGUAUUUAACAAAAAAGCGUGUUUCAUCUG